UUCCUGGGUUGUAAUAUUACUCCGCUGUGGUAAACGCCGUUGCAACAUUUGGUGUUUUUAUGCAUCCCUAAAACCACGAAAAGAUCAAUAUAGCGGCAUUGGUGCAGUAAAAAUAAGCAUUCAAACGUCAACAGGCCGACACUAGUGUUAUUUCCGGUUUACAAUGUGGACUACGUGACAUGGCGGAUCGACAUUGAGGGCGCUCUUCGCGUUUUCCUUUUUGAGAAAGUGUUCAGAGUUUUGGAAAUAGAGGAGGAGGGUGAACCAUACUGAGCCGGGAUUGAAGGGUCUUGGGGCCAGUAUCACUUUUGAAAGUUUGUCUCGGUAAUUUCCUGAAGUCUCCAACCCUCCAACUGCUCUGGUUUGUUUACAUUUUGUGGCCCAGGCGUGUAUGCGUUGUAUCAGCCAUUUACGAGACAACGCGCUCCAGCUCUUCUGGCAUGUGUUUCGAGACUCGGUUCAGUAAAUAGAAUGUUACCGAGCCGGGCUGGAUCGGCACCAUCUGGAAACGGGUCACCUUCAGGCAGAGGUAACACAGGACACGGGUCGGGGCUUGUCGGUAGCGGGAACCGUCCCGUGCUGGUCAGAGCAGGGCUAGCUUUACCGGGGGUCAGCGAGAGUGCCGGGGCUACCGGGCGACAGGGGCAAAGAGACGCCGUCGGGAUGCUGGGGGCUAAUGGUCCAGGGGGUCCGAGAGGCGCCAGACCGGGGAACGGAACUGGGGUUACUCCUCUACAGACCGCCGUCCAGGGCAACAUGGUGGGGCUAAACGCGGGAGUUGUGUUGCCUCACGGAGCUAGGUUCAACCCGGACAGAGAAAGUGCUCCCAUAUGCAGCGGCUCGGACAAUGACUCUGACUCCGGAGAUGAUGACGACCCCGUGGGUUCACUCGGGGACAGCAGGAGAGGGGUGAAGCGGGAGAGAGGGGAGAUGGAAGCUGCGGUGACGGGGCAGGACGUGGGAAUACCUCCCGGAGGUUACGGCAUGGUACCCGGAGGGGUCGCCGGGGCUAAGCCAGGGAAGAAAACACGUGGGCGAGUAAAGAUAAAGAUGGAAUUUAUUGACAACAAGUUGAGACGGUACACCACUUUCAGCAAGAGGAAGACUGGUAUUAUGAAGAAGGCCUAUGAACUCUCCACGCUGACGGGGACCCAGGUUCUGCUGCUUGUGGCCAGUGAAACGGGUCACGUCUACACUUUUGCCACCCGCAAACUCCAACCCAUGAUUACAAGUGAAACGGGCAAAGCUCUGAUCCAAACAUGCCUCAACUCGCCGGACUCGCCGCCGCGCUCUGACCCCUCCACUGACCAGCGCAUGAGUGCCACGGGCUUUGAGGAGACAGACCUCACCUAUCAGGUGUCUGAGUCUGAGAGCAUGGGCGACAUAAAGGAUACACUGAAACCCACGUUCACGGUAGCUAGCCUACCAGGCAGCACCAGCAGCGCCCAGUGCACCGUCCCCACCACCUCCACCACCAUGCAGGUGAGCAGCGGACCUUCGUUUCCCAUCACCAACUACCUGGCGCCCGUCUCGGCCAGCGGCAACAUCAGUGCCAACGGCACCGUCCUCAAGACCGCCGGCGCCUCAGGAGUCAUGCAGCUGCCCGGGGGCUUCACUUUCAUGCCCGCAGGCACUCCUCUCCCCCCCGGCACCCCCACCAUUCCUCUGAGCCAGCUGCAGCAGCACUCCCUGGCCCUGCAGGGGCAGCAUGGUCAGACCCUGGCUGCCGCCUCGCAGUCACAGCAGGGACAGCAGGCUGUCUUCCGCUUCCCUGCUGCUGUCUCCCUCACAGGAGCUGGGGUUCCCCAGCAGCUCCAGGCUAUCACGGUACACCACAGCACCCAGUCCACCUCCAACAGCGACAGCAGCCUUGACAUCUGCCACACCUCCACAAACUCCACCGCAACGGUGAGUCUCCCGGCAACCAUCGUCACCUCGUCAGUGCCAACGUCUGUUGCGGGUCACAUGAUGUACCCCAGCCCGCACACAGUGAUGUACGCCUCCACGCCGGGGAUGACUGACGGGGGGCUGGCUGUGCUCAACGCCUUCUCCCAGGGCACGUCGACCAUGCAGGUGUCCCACGCACAGGGCCAAGACUCAGGUGCCGUCCCUCAGGUGUUCCUCACAGCGCCUCAAGGCACGGUGCAGAUCCCCGUCUCUGCGGUGCAGCUACACCCAGUACGGCAAGAUCUGCAUUUUACAAAUGGUGAUUGGCCAGCAGUCGAGCGGCAGCAGCAGUAACCUGACGGAGCUCCAGGUGGUCAACCUAGACGCAGCACAGAACUCAAAGAGUGACUGACAGACGGCUGGAGCUGUUUGACAUGGCAGACCCAGGGAGACAGACGGACUAACAUACAUCUCUAUUUAUUGAUGCCUUCCUACAGCGAUUCACAUUACACUUCUGAAUGUGACUUUAAAUUACAUAUAUACACACGAUCAAGGGCAUAUGUGUGGUUGACCCUUAACAGUAUACAAUAUGUUUUGGUAUAUAAAUAUAUAUAUAUUCGCAAAUGCAUAGGAAAAAUAUCACGACAUCCAUCAUUGGAACCUAUUUUCUAUGCCGUUAGAUGGUGUUAUUUUUUUUUUUGUGCGUGCGUGUUUUUGUUGUUUGAAAAUGUGUAAUUACAUGUACACACACACUGCAAGGUGCCACAGCUUCACACCAGCCAAAGAGACAUUUGUUUGUCUGAAUGUUCCAGUGUGAGCAAAUUGUGCACAAACGCGCGCGUGUGUGUGUGCACACGCAUAUCUGGGGUUUGUAAAUGGGCGGGAGACGCUUAUUGACUUAAAAGAGACAUUUGAAAAUGUACAGUUUUUUUUUUUUUUAUUAACUUGUAUUUUUAGCCUGGUUUAGUUUGUGCAACGGCAUGUAGUUGUUUUUUACGUAGUGGUUUUGUAUGUACAUAAAAAUGAUUUGCAUAAAGAAAUGAUUUACAUACGUAUAUGUAAAUUAAUUUAAUAUACCACCAUAUGUUGAUAUACUGUCAUGCUGUCGGGAGUUUUCACUACAAGAUGGAGAAGGAACGCUGGAUGUUUUUCUACAUAUUUGGAUUGGGACAUUUGUAGGAUCAAGUAUCUGGGUCGCAUUGUGUAAAACACAAGAUCUGAUUUACUGUUAACAUCGUUACUCUAGCUGGGAAGGUUUCAGUGCUGCCGACAUCAUUUAGCAUCAGUUUGGCAUGUGAGGAUCUGGCACUUUCUUAGUUUAGAACCUGUUGACUAAUCAGAUGGACAUUUUACUUAACUUUUAAUAUGAUGUAAUUAUUUACAUCUGUGUUGACACACAUUUAAAUACACUUCUGUCAUUUUUAACUCUUAGACAAAGUUAAAAUCCUUAAAGUGAUUAGAACAGUUGGUUCACUUAUUUAUAAAUGCCAACCAACAGGUUGUCAGAUAAAAACAUGAACGUUUAAAAGAUGAUCCAUUGUCUCCACUUGACUGCAGACCUUUUAAUUAUGUGACGCUAUAUCUGAGGAAGCAUGUGUUUUCUUGUCGAGCAGUCAGUUAUUCAGAGCGGUCUCAACGCUGUAGUGUUACAACAGUGAUGAGUAGAAAUAUUUUUGUACGAACAAGGAUCUCUUAUGAAGGAAAAGUUCAGGUGCUUAAAAAAAAUGUUAAUAUACUUCUUGGAACUACAACUUUCGACCCUAGCUGACUGCAAUCUCAGCGCGUACCUCAGCAAUCAUUCAGAAUGAGUUAUUAGACUGAGAGCCUUCUUUCUGCACCAUAGUGCCUCUUUUUCAUGGCUGAUUUCUAAAUCACUGCUAGGCAAGAGAAAUGUAGGAUUUACUUCUUUCCAGACCACCUCACAUGACUUUGGACUUUCAUACAAUCCUCUGCUGUGCCCAGAGAUUUUUUGAGUCAUUUCUACAGAAUUAGCAGGAUGACUGAGCAUGCUGGCUUGAAGCCAAAGAGAAUUGGACAGACCCAUGAUGACUGCUGUUCAGUUGUUCACUGGCAGGAGAGGUCAUUUUCACGCUUGUUCUUCUCUCUUCUUGUACAUGUUGUCAUGUCAUCCUGCAGGCUUGUUUGUGAAGGAAAUUUACAGGUUAAAGACAUUCAAUCCCCCAAUAUUACCUGGUGGUUUUUCAGAUAUAGUAUUUUAAAAGGCAAUUGUUGAAGAGAAUUUGUGGUUUUCACCUUGUCAUUAAGAGAAAUGGUUGUGUGUAUUUUUGUUUUGUUGUACAGACAUUUUGUAAUAAAAAAA
Molecule: messenger RNA, 4207 nt
Organism: Etheostoma spectabile (orangethroat darter)
Lineage: Eukaryota; Metazoa; Chordata; Actinopteri; Perciformes; Percidae
Gene: srfa
Product: serum response factor a
Exons: 8
Coding region: 472-2241 (589 amino acids)
Biological process (GO): positive regulation of transcription by RNA polymerase II
Molecular function (GO): protein dimerization activity; cis-regulatory region sequence-specific DNA binding; DNA-binding transcription factor activity, RNA polymerase II-specific
Source: RefSeq, a predicted model, not a curated record